AUGAUUACUGGUGGACACAAUUUAGGUCGUGUUGGUAUCAUUCAAUCACGUGAACGUCAUCCAGGUUCAUUCGAUAUUGUUCAUGUCAAAGAUGCUCAAGGACAUACAUUCGCUACUCGUUUGGCUUAUGUAUUUGUUAUUGGUCGAGGACAAAAAUCUUGGGUGUCAUUACCAGCUGGUAAAGGUAUUCGUCUCAGCGUUGCCGAAGAACGUGACCGUCGGCUUGCUGGCAAAACUCAAUAA
This is a messenger RNA of Adineta ricciae, 243 nucleotides long. The record is from the annotation of a GenBank genome assembly. Lineage: Eukaryota; Metazoa; Rotifera; Eurotatoria; Adinetida; Adinetidae.